Messenger RNA from Symbiodinium necroappetens, 986 nucleotides. The record is from the annotation of a GenBank genome assembly. Lineage: Eukaryota; Dinophyceae; Suessiales; Symbiodiniaceae.
AUGCCGGCGAAGCCAAAGACCGGCGGCGGCUAUGCCUCAGGGCAAAUCCCGGACGACGAUGAGAGCGACGACAGCGACGAAGGCCAAAGCCGCGUGGACGCUGGCACAGGGCCCGAUGCAGAAGAGAAGGCGCACUUCUUGGAAGUUUGUUAUUCGUUUAUGGAGUAUGGCACAGACGCCUACUACGACCUUGGCCGAAUGCAGGAGACCGUUCAAAGCUUAGACAAGGCUGACAUGGCCAUGUGGAAGAUCGAUCCGUUGGCGUGGUACAAUGAGAUCCAGAAGCGUGUGCAGACCAACCUGAACUUCCUGCGGAUGCUUCCUAAUCCAGACGUUUGCGGGGCAGAUCUAGGCCGGCAGGCGUGGCAGCUCGUGACCCAGGUACCCGAGGGUCAUCGGGUGGCCAGCAGGAACUCAUCGAAGGUGCGCUCGACUCUACGCCAGUUUGUGCGUGAUUGGUCCAGAGAGGGCCAGGCCGAGAGGCAAGCCUCUUACGGGCCAUUGGUUUCAGCUCUUCUGAGACACCUUCCUCCCAAGGGGCAGGCCAAUGCGCCGGCUGUUCUCUGUCCCGGCUGCGGGCUGGCACGACUUCCCUUCGACUUGGUCCGCCUGGGGUAUGCAGCCCAGGGUAACGAAUUCUCCUAUCACAUGCUCUUGGGCAGCCACCUUAUCUUGAACCGCAGCGAUCGGGCCGAAUGCUUCAACAUCUUUCCUUUCGUGCUUACCCUAGCUAACCGGAAGAGCCGCUGGGACCAUCUGCGAUGUGUGAAGGUGCCGGACAUCUGCCCAUGCGAAGCGCUAGCACCAACGGCGCAACUGUCAAUGGCAGCAGGAGAGUUUGUGGAGGUGUACAAGACGCAAGCUGCUGAAUGGGAUGGCAUGGCAACAUGCUUUUUCCUCGACACGGCCAAAAACGUGUUCAUGUACAUCCGCCUCAUUGCCCACAUCAUGAGACCAGGUGGCAUCUGGACGAAUCUUGGUCCGCU